Molecule: messenger RNA, 195 nt
Organism: Bipolaris zeicola 26-R-13
Lineage: Eukaryota; Fungi; Ascomycota; Dothideomycetes; Pleosporales; Pleosporaceae
Exons: 2
Coding region: 1-195 (64 amino acids)
Source: RefSeq, a predicted model, not a curated record
AUGCCUAAAGACGCCUUAGAUAAACACUACGCUUUGAGAGAGUUUACUAUACUAGUACCCGCGUAUACUCUAGACCCGAUUCUUGCACUACCUAUACGGCCUAUAGAAACCUCUCUAGAAGAGAAGCGUUCAAUCUUAAGCUUAAAACGAAUCGCAGUCUCUCUAGGCGACUAUAUAAUUAACGAUAAGGACUAG